Acanthopagrus latus (yellowfin seabream) is the source of this 4140-nucleotide messenger RNA. RefSeq lists its product as uncharacterized. The record is from RefSeq and is a predicted model, not a curated record. Lineage: Eukaryota; Metazoa; Chordata; Actinopteri; Spariformes; Sparidae. The transcript has 8 exons. Gene Ontology annotation, biological process: protein localization to plasma membrane. The coding region runs from base 520 to 1257 and encodes 245 amino acids.
GAUGUUAAAGGCAUAUGGAAUAUGUUAAAUAGUAAUUAGAAAUGGUUCUAAACAAAUUAGUUAACCUCAGUAUUUUAUUGAUAAUGAUGAUGAAGAUUUUAAUAUGGACGAUGUGGUAAAUAGCUUUUAGGGUGGGUUAUUUUUCGUUUUAGUUUCGAGUGUCAGGUUGAAAUUAAAAACAAAACUCAUUCAUUUGCUUGUGAGCUAAUGAUACUAUAAAACAAGGGGAUUUACAGGACAGCUGCUAGUUUUUGACACUGUGGGUCAUACACACUAGAGUUCUUUAAAAAAAAAAUCUCUUUCAAAGAUGUCAGGGGAGAAGCAGAAAAUUUGUCUGAAUUUUUCUUGCUUUAUCAGAUUGUAUUAUUAUUAUUCUGCUUAUGCUUGUCCAUUGAGAACAAUAUGUCAUAAUAGCAGGAAACUGAUUUUAAUAUAGUAACUGAGGAGGGGAGACGGGCUGAGACAGAGAGGACACAGAGGCCAUCAGGGCAGGGAGAGUAACUGGCAUGGUGGCAGGACAUGCUGUGGAUUAUCUUCCCCAUCUCUCUCUCUCUGGUGUCCUUCGUUGGAACGUGGACUGUAUAUGGCCUGGCCUUCUCCAACGGUCAUGUAUGCUCUCUCAGUGACUGGGGGCCUGAUAACUACUGCAGAGGGAAUCAGUCCACAGCAUGUUGCAUGGUUCCCACUAUAAGCUCAAGUGGAACUCUGGCACCAGAAAACUCCCUCUUUACAGCCUCAAUCAACGCUGGAUCCUUUCUGUUUCUGCUCUUCUGUAUAUUCCACCAUGCCCAUAUCAUGGAGAGACACGCAUGUCAUUCGAUGCUGAGCAAGUCUGCCCUGGUCUUUGGUGUGGUGGCAGCCAUGGGGGCGUUUGCAGCUGGAAACUGCAAUCCACAUCACCUGUCCCUCCUUCACUACCUGGGAGCUGCCAUCAGUUUCAUGUGCAUCUGCUUCUACACCGUCCUGCUCACGGCGCUGACGGAGAAGUGCGCACUGACGGGGUACGAGAGGGUCCUCUACCCGCUACGCAUCGUCUCCACUGUGUGUCAGACCAUCGUCACCAUCUGCUAUACCGUUUUGUUCGCCCAGGACGACUACUUUUACCGCCACCUGUCUGCUGUAUUCGAGUGGAUGCUCAGCGUGAACCUGGAGCUGUUCGAGCUCAGCUACGCCGUGGAGUUUUGCUUCUUCUCGUCCUUCAUGAUCUCCAACCUGCUGAGCAAACGCGACGAAGAAAAGCCUUUGAUGAUGUCCUGAUAUGAGGCCGCCAGGGUCCAGCUGAAGCACAGGAGCAGUGAAGAUGGACUGAGCAGGACAUCUGUAAGGACAGUGGCUGGAUCGUGGCCGGAGGAUCAAUAGCUUUCUUUCAUCACUGAUGCUGGGAUGGAGUUAUGUGAAUCCAUUUAUGGAUGACCACUUUUCUAGCGCUUGCUGUAAAUAUUUUGAUUUUCUUUACUGGGCGUUUAUGUUCCUUAGGUAAAAAAAUGAAUAAGUCUGUAUUUAUUGACACCAACUAGACUGUACAGAUAAAGAACAAAGAACAAAACAUAUCAGCUGUAUUAUGUAAUUGUGCAAUUUGCUGCUCUGCCAACAGAACAAUGAACCCGAGGUGUCCGAUACACCUUAUUUAUGUGAAUAAGUGUUUUGUGAAAUUACUUUAUAUGUCCUUAAAAAGGACCAAAGGACAUGAACAUUUCCAGCACAGAAAUACAAAAGCACGUGUUUAAAGCUUUGGCACUGUUAAAAAUUAUGAGCACUGUACACUGAGAGGCCCUGUCACUCUGCUGAUUCACUCAUGUGGCUUUAAAGCUCUCUGAGAAGGGUGGUGGACGCUGCAGUCCAACCCAUCACACAUUUUUAAGUCCCUGUGACAUCACAAGAUCCUGUCUGACUGGGUGAUUCACACUGAGAAGAAGAGAAGCUCCUUGUGGCAUUUAGAUCAUGGCAAAAAUACACGUCAACACCUCAUAAGACGUCAACGCCUCAGAAGGCUGAGUUACAAUCCAGAAGUGCGAACACAAACUGUACAUUACUGUGGGUGUUGUACCUGUUCUUUCAAAGUUUUGAGGUGUGGCAUCUUUAAGAGUUUCAGUGUGUGUGACAGGACAAACCACAGUGAUGUUUUCUGAAAGCAGGAUUAGGGUUUUUACAGAAACUAAAAGGCCCUGAAGGUAUUUUUUUUUUUCUCUCGUCUGAUGUGAAAUACAGCAUUCUUUGUCAAAGUUUGGUUUGGUUAUUUAUUUCAUGCAUCUCUGCUCUUUUUUUCUUGUUUUUUCAUGGUUAGGAUUUAGUUGGAAAAAUGUGAUGUCAUGUGUCUUCGUGCAGAGAGUCAAAGUGAAACUGGAACACGUUUAUUCAAAAUCUCACGGACGAUUGCAACAACUAAUAGCUUUAUUAAGACCUUUAGAGCCUUUAUCAACAGUAUAUUGUGUAGCUUGCUUCAAAAGUUUGAAUAAGGCAUUUCUUAAAAAAAAAACCCUCUACUAUUGUUCUGUGAAUGAAUACAUAAAUCUCUAUAUAAUCGCAAAUCUGCAUUCUUAUUUAAAGUUUAAGAGACAGUUACACAAGUCAUCACCCACAUUUGUAAAUCAUUUCACUACAGUACCCAACUGUUAACAUUUUUCUUUUGCUUAUUAAGUCAUGAGUAGGCAUGGGACAAAUUUCAUAUGACAGUUAUCUUGUUGAACAUGAUCACAGGUGUCCCUUACAUCGGGGAUGCUGGGAACAUGUCCGCACCAGUUUUUUCAAUUGGUCAGUUUUGUUUCCAUCCCUUUUCAGUGCGCCAGAGGCUUAAAUGUUCAGCAAAAUAACUCGUACCAAGAAAUAUUGGCUAACAAAUGAGAAUGCUCCACUCUGCAGUUGAAACUUACUGCCGCUGAUUCUGGUGCUUAAUAUGACAACAUUUCAGCCCAUAAUAUAUACAGCAGUCUGUGCUAAGGUUAAGUAACAGCCUACAACAUGUGCAGGCAAACUAUUAUUCAACCUUGCAUAGUAGAUUAGCACACUGUACACAGUAAUAUACAGUAUACUAUUACAAUACAGUAAUAGCAUAACAUAUACCUAUCAUAAUUAUAAGAUCUAGCAUUAAGUUGCCUAAAAUGUCAUGUUGAAGACUGUUUAAGUUUGAAUAACUUUUGAAAUACUCUUUAAACUUAAAAAUAAGAACUACAUUUGUUCUAACAUAUACUCAAAUUACUUUAAAUUUCAUUGAGUAUGAAAGCAAAUAGGUUAAGCAUCACAGAUAGGACACACAUUUUUCUUGGUGAAGAACAAUCUAAGAAUCUUAAAUACCAUUAGACAUGAGGUCUGUCUGUGCCCCCCACUACAACAUUAACCAACCAACAAACCCCACCCAUAUGCCAUAAACAAACCCCACCCAUAUGCCAUAAACAUAGGUGUGUAAACACACUAAACAAAGCACGAGAGGAUGAGACUGUACUCGCACCAUGUGGAAAUUCCACCGACAUUAUUACACAACAGUGGUGGAGUGAUGGCGCACGGGCGUGUCAGCUGAGGGCACAGCUUGUUUACAGCAGACAGUAGGUCAAGUCGAUGAUGGAUUUAUCAAGGGCCCUGCUCCUUUUAAGUCACGAAAUUCUGUCUGAUAUGACAUGGACCAGGUCAUUAAGACUUGAAAUAGUCCAGUUAACCCGUUUCCUCAGGUGAGUAUUGCCAAACACAGGUGUAGCUAUCCUGGCUAAGUGCAGGUUUGGAAACACAGGAAACACUAAUGAGACUUCAGAAGGAUUACAAGAGCGAACAGGCAGUCAAUGGAUGUUUGUAGUGGCUGCAGCGUUUAAUGAAUGUGGUAUGAGGACUAUUUCUUAUGUCUAAAAAAAAAUGAGGCAGUUAUUGGAAUUUCAAUAUCUUGAUCCAUAGCCUUUUAACUAUCAUCAUUAUGUUUAAAAUAUAUCCCUAUAUUGUGUGUGUGUUUUAUCUGUCUGUCAAUAAAGAUAACAUCAGCAGUCCUAUUGGACAAGACUGUACAAGGAAAAGAGGUAUAUUUAGACCUAUAGGAUGACUAUGCAAGGAUGGAGGGAGGGUUUUACACAAGUGAACUGUGUGCUGUAAUCAUAAUAUUGGCUGGACUCAGUGUUCAUAAUCAAAGAAAACCUGCAUGUGUCUGUAACUGCCAAUAAA